Candida tropicalis MYA-3404 is the source of this 1119-nucleotide messenger RNA. RefSeq lists its product as uncharacterized. The transcript has a single exon. NCBI's taxonomy places the organism in Eukaryota, Fungi, Ascomycota, Pichiomycetes, Serinales, Debaryomycetaceae. The coding region runs from base 1 to 1119 and encodes 372 amino acids. The record is from RefSeq and is a predicted model, not a curated record.
AUGGAUUGGGAGAUGACGUAUGGAUCUGAUUUCUCCAUGAGUCUGGAAGAAUCUGAUACUUCUGCAUCAUCUUAUCAUCCAUUAGAAUGUCAAUUAAUGAUUGAUUAUAUAAAAAUUGGUGGGAAUAUAGAACUAGCACCUUAUAUAACAUGGAGAGAUACCUUUGAAUCUUGUGAAUCCAUUUAUAAAACAUUUGGUGAUAUGAAGAGAAUCAUAGGAAUCAAACCUGAAUUAGAAGAAAAUUUACAUGCUUUUUUAAAGAAUAACAGAUUAACUUAUAUUCUUGAUAAAGUUAUCCUUGGAAGUUUGCAACUUUUAGAAAUGACUUCUAAUUUAUUUGUAUUUAAUAAAUUUCAAAACAUGAGUUCAUUAGUUGAAUGUAUUUUUGAAUUUUCUCAAUUAUAUGCUAUACAGAUCAAUGAUCAUUUGAUUGUUAGUUUAUUAGUUGUCUUGGAAGGUUAUCGACGUUUAGAAAAUCGAUAUUUUAUAAAUCAAGAGCUGCAGAUAUUAGAAAAGAAACCUCGAGGGUUGAAUAAAAUCAUAUUGGUGAUUUUAUCUCAUACAUAUCCAACAUUAAUAUUAUUCAAGUUUUUGCAACAACAAUUAAUCAAUGAAGAUUCAGAUCCUCGACGGGUCUCUCAAUUGCUUAAAGAUUAUAGUGUUUUAAUGAUUAAUUUAAGAACUAAAGUAGAAAAUGAUUAUGAUGAUGUCUCGGAACUAGAUGAAAUUAAAUAUCAAGUUGAAACCAUGAUUGCUUAUGUUUUAAGAUCUUCGUAUCAUAGGAAUAAUUGGUAUAUUUUUCAACAGAUUCAAGCUGAUUUUAACGCUAUGUUUCAUGCAAAUGAUGAUUCAGGAUUUACCACUCCUGCGUUUAAUUCUGAUUUAGAUCCACAACAAGAACAAGAACAAGUUGCUCCUUGGUUACGUGAUGUUUUUGUAUUACCACCAGAUGAAUUGGUUCAUGCUGAAGAGGAAGUAGAGAAACAAUCUCCAUCAUUGGAAGAUAAAUUAGAUACUGAUCAUCUUCGAGUACAUCGAGUCAGUCCAAUUCUCAAUAAAUUCAAAACUAAAAUAUCCAAAUUGUUCAUUAGACAUCAUAAUCAUCAACAUGCUAAGUAA